AUGACAAAGAGCGACAUCGUUCGCCGCGUCACGCUCGCCACGGACACGGCCAUUGAUGGAGGCGCUAAUGAUGGCAAAGAACGGUUAGUAGUCCCGCCGACACCCGUGGCGUCAAUGGCGAUCCCGCAAACGCCGCACAUGUCCGCGACAAGGAGUCUGCCGACGGUGGUGGCCAGUUUCUGUCUCUGGUUUGGCCACCUUCGCGAUGUGUUUGGCUUGCAAUUCCUCGUGCUAGUGAGCAUGGUGUACUUUGUGCAGGGCUUCGGUAGCUUUAGCGGUCUCUCCGUGUCGUUUCUGAUGAAAGACACGAUGCACUUGCAGCCCGUGGAAUCGCAGGCGAUCUUGACCACGGCAGCGUUCCCAUGGUCCAUCAAGCCUGUGUUUGGCAUCCUUUCCGAUAGCCUUCCUCUGUGUGGGUACCGCCGCAAGUCGUACCUCAUUGGUAUCAACCUCCUCGGGUGCCUCGCCACAUUUCUCCUCCAUGAUGUGUCCGCGGGGACAUCGGUGUCAUGGCUGACAAUCCUCCUUCUCUGCACGCGAUUGGCCACGGCCAUGAGUGACGUCAUCAUCGAUGCCCUCGUCGUUGAAAGGGCACGAUUGGAUCCACUUAACGGGGCGAACGACUUGCAGUCGCUGACGUGGUCAGUCAUGGCUGUUGGUGGCAUCCUUGGCUCGCUCUUGGCUGGGCCGGCCACCAGCCACCUGGGACCACACACGGUGUUUAUCUUAGCUGCCAUUGCGCCUUGCAUCGUGCUGGCAUUAGCGACAUUGAUGCAAGAAGAUCGAUGCGACCGCCUAGCCCGCGGUUGCUCCACGUUGGCCUCCGAACAAGUCAAGCUCGUGUGGACGACGCUAAAAGUACCAGUGAUCUGGAAGUCGGUCGUGUUUAUGUUCGUCUCGCAAGCGUGCACACCCUCAUUUGACCAGAUUCAAUUCUACUACGCCGUGGAAGUGUUGAAGUUCUCACCCGAGUUUCUCGGCAACGUCGGCGCCCUUGGGUUUGUGUUUCUGUUGGUCGGGACGUUGGUCUACAACGCAUGGUUCAAGGUCAUGCCAUUCCGAGCCAUUUUGAUGCGUGCGCAGAUUUGCUUGGCCGUCGUGUCCGUCUCUGAAGUGCUGCUUGUGACGCGCAGUAACAUCAAAAUGGGCAUCUCUGACGGAUGGUUCGUCUUGUUGGAAUCCAUGUUUGGCGAAGUUGUGGGGCGACUCAUUGGCAUGCCAGUGCUUGUCCUGUGCGCCAAACUCUGUCCCCGCGGCAUCGAAGGCACGUUCUUCGCACUCCUCAUGGCCAACAUGAACUUGAGCUACACCGUCAGCGGUUACUGGGGAGCCAUCUUGGCGGACUGGCUCGGCAUUGCAAGCCAGAAGUACGACCUGCUUUGGGUCGCCAUCUUGAUCCGAAGUAGCAUGAUGCUUCUGCCCCUCGGAUUCUUGUGGAUGCUGCCGGAUCACGAUCCUGCGGAUGAAGUUGAGGUUGCGACACGGCAUACCGUCGUCCCCGCCACCGAUGAUGUAACCAUCAAUGACGACGACGAGGCAGGCAUGCUAGGAGACAAGAAGCAGCGAAGUGACGUGUAG
Molecule: messenger RNA, 1578 nt
Organism: Aphanomyces astaci
Lineage: Eukaryota; Oomycota; Saprolegniomycetes; Saprolegniales; Verrucalvaceae
Exons: 3
Coding region: 1-1578 (525 amino acids)
Cellular component (GO): membrane
Source: RefSeq, a predicted model, not a curated record